AGGGGGGAUAAAAGAAACGGUGUGCGGAAGGCAAUGCCAAGUUUCACGGGUUGUGAGAAGUUUGUGGGCUGGAAAGGUCAUCAAUGCAGUCCUUGCCUUAAUGAGACACCUGGGACUUACUCUCUGCCCUGGAUCACUGUCACAGCAGAAAGAGGUAGAGCCUGCCAGAAAGCAAUAAGAAAUAAUCAAUUGAUGGGCCAAGAUCCAAGAACAGGCAUAAAGACCAAAAAUCAAGGCCAAUGGCAGAACAUGAAGGAGGAAUAUUUGUGGACUCUGGGGAAUUUUGAGGGUUUUAAGAAUGAAAGUGGGGGAGAGCACACACUGGAAGCCUUCAAUCUUCUUAGUCAAGUGGGAAGUGAGGUUCUCUGCUUCAGAUGGGCAAGAGAGAAGUGGGAGGUUAAGGACAGGUCCGCUUUUUCAUUUUGCUUACGUGGGAUAGUUGCCUCCUGGCUGUCUUCACUGAAUGUCUCUAAGUUACCUGCACUUCAGCUCUGGAACUGGACUCAUUAUACCUUCCCUCCAAAUAUACUCUUCCCACUGCACACAUCUGUUAUUCCCCCUGGUAUCUCCGAGUCAAUCGUUGGUGAAGAACUUCAACAGUUUUACCGGCCUCUCCAACCAGAUGCCCAGACUAGCUGAACUGUAUUAAUCAGAGGCUGCCCUGGCCACCGAUUAUUAAGCGACUAGCCUGGUGUGAGAAGAACAUUUGUUGGCUUCUCUGUAGUGCACCUAGAAGGAGGCCUUGGCCUGGCAGAUAAUCUAUACUUAUUAGGACAGAAAUUGAUGUGCCAAUCAGGUAACGUCCUGAUUGGAUUUCCUCCACAGCAGAGCAUAGGUUGCCUGGAGGCAUGGCAGUCUGUUGAUUUCCUCCUCCAAAGGUGGAGGCCUGGCUGCCAGGACAACCUUUUGACCCCUUGAUCCCUGGGGAUCAGCUGGCAUAGGUUCUUCUGUACUUGUUGCCCACACUGUAUUGGAUUUAGAUUUUGAAACACAUCUGCCAGUGUUCUCAGUUUUCACUUUCAUUAUGUUUGUAUGCCAUCCUGAGAUCAGAUAUAAAAUGGGAUGUAGGACAGCACAUCAGUUAGAAAAAGAAGGAGGGCACCCCUCUGGGUACUACAGCUUUAUUUAUGAUAGGCAAAUAUGGAAGCAAGUCAAGUGGCAAUCAAGACAUGAAUGAACCAAGUAGUGGGGUAGUCGCACAAUAGAAGAUUACUGAGCCAUCCAAAAGAAUGAAAUCUUGCCAUUUGCAGCAGCAAGGAUGGACUUCAAGAGUAGGAUGCUAAAUAAAAUGAGUCGGACUGAGAAAGACACAAUACCACAUGAUUUCACUUACAUGUGGAAUCUAAAAAACAAAACAAACAAACAAACAAAAACCAGACUUUUAAAUACAGAGAACAAAUUGAUGGUUGCCAGAGGGGAAGUAGGGAUGGGGGGGUUGGGUGGAAUAGGUGAUGUGGAUAAAGGGGGACAAACUUGCGGCUACGAAAUAAGUCAGUCAUGGAGAUGAAAGUAUAUUGCAGGGAAUAUAGUAAAAUUGUAAUUAUGGUGUAUGGCAACUACAUUUAUCAUGGCGAGCGCUGAGUAAUUAAUAGUAAUAGAAUAAACUUUGUACACCUAGAACUAAUAGACUACUGUGUCAACUAUAGCCCCAUAAUAAACAUAAAAAAAUAAAAGCACUGUUGCAGAAAAGGGGGCACUCACACACAGCUAGCUGGAAUUACCUUCCUGAAAGGAAAUUUGGCAGAUGUUUUAAAAAUAUGAAAACUCUGAUGUAUCAACUUAAAGAAAUUUCCUCUAAGAACAGAAUCACGGAUGCAUACAAAAAUCUGUCCACAGUGACAUUACAUUGGUGAAGCUUACAAAUGAACUCAAUGUCACGUAAGAGAAUAGUUUAGGUGAUUUAUAAUCAGUCCUUAAAAUAUUCUACGGUCAUUAACAUUACCUGGAGAAAUAAUCCCAAUUCUCCUACAUUAGAACAUUGGAGGGGGGAAAAAGCAUAUUUCAGAACAUACACAGUAUGAUCUGAGUUACUUGUGAUACCACCAAAGAGCUAAGUGUAGAGGACCAUUUCUAGAAGUCAGGAUUAUGAGAACUUUUUAAUCUCUUUUUAUUAUUUCCUGUUUUUCUAGAAAAAGAAGGAGGAAUGCACAGUAUAAUUUUAGGACAUUAGUGGUGGCAUUUAUAAUACUGAAUUAACUGAGUUAUAUUAAGCCUGUGUAAACUUCACCUGAGAUUAUCUGUAUGUGCAUUGGUCAUCACAAUUGUUGGUGAAAAAUUUGGUAAAGAUCAAUUUGUUAUAUACUGAAUACGGAGCAACAAACUGAAUUCUGAAUGCAGUUGUUUUAUUUCUGAAGUUUUUCACUUCAUGUACAUUUUGGGGGGGUUUAGUAAAAACUUACUAAAGAAUAAUGCUUUGGCUUUGAUUUUAUUGAGUUGGAUUCAUUUUGCACUUUAGGAUUCUCUUUUGAUUUUUACUGUGAUUUAUGCUGAGUAUUAUGCUAUAAAUCAUAUUAGGAAACAAUAGAUAGUGUUGGUAGGUUAGCCAGGUUUUCACCUGUAGUUUUUUUCUCCAUGUAACAAAUAUCUCUCAUUUAAAUAAGUAAGAGUGAGGGGAGAUGUUUCCUGUCUUUUCAAAAGAAAUACAAUUUAUCAAUAGUAAAAAACAAAACAAAACAAAACAAAACAUGGGAGAGAUUUAAACAUCUUGCUGUGGCUCAUGGAUACAGCUGAGGAUAGCUCCAAGAACUGGCAAGUGUAGGUAGUGACUGCUGACUCCAGACUUGAGCCCAUUGGCACCUUUGCUGUCUCUUGAGAAUUUACUACGACUCUGUCUGGUUUUACAAUCUCCAGACUGAGAGUCAUUUGAGAGGUCAGGCAAGGAUUGCUUCAUCAUGGAGGUUAGGCAAACCACAUUAAUUCCUGUAACUGCGGAUCCUAGGGUGGGUGGGAAAAAAUGUAUGACCCACUCCUUUUCCCCCUCUGCAAUGAUGAAUAUUCUUCUCUGAGAGCAACCUUGUGGUUCAAAGUAUUUUCGGUGUUUGAACAUGACUCAGGUUACUAGAAAUUUUUCUUAAUAAUAUUAAAUAUGUUUUCCCCUCAGAAGAAAAGGGUCUGCAUCUGAACAGAAUAAAAAAAUCCCAGAUUCUGACCUUCUAACAUACUUUGGCAGUUUACCCGUGUAUCUCUUGCUUUGGUGUAAGCAUCUCUGUUGAAAGACUGAGCCCUGAUCUUUUGUGAUUAGAUAGGAUUAGAAUCUCACAUUUCAGAUGAAGAUAAGAU
Messenger RNA from Mustela erminea (ermine), 3279 nucleotides. RefSeq lists its product as uncharacterized. NCBI's taxonomy places the organism in Eukaryota, Metazoa, Chordata, Mammalia, Carnivora, Mustelidae. Bases 34 to 639 code for a protein of 201 amino acids. The record is from RefSeq and is a predicted model, not a curated record. The transcript has 5 exons.